This is a messenger RNA of Linum trigynum, 1015 nucleotides long. The record is from the annotation of a GenBank genome assembly. Lineage: Eukaryota; Viridiplantae; Streptophyta; Magnoliopsida; Malpighiales; Linaceae.
CAAAAAUCACAACCCACCAAAACUAGAUCUCCAAAUUCUCAAACCACAAUUUUACAGUGUAAAGGGUCUUGCAAGCAAAGAUGAGCCACUUCCCCAACUUGUUCAUCUCCUCUUUCCUCUCCACCUUGCUACUUUUGGUGACCAUCACCAAUGCAAAUGUGAUAGACAUCUUCAACAACUGUCCUUACACCGUCUGGGCCGCGUCCACCCCCAUCGGAGGUGGACGUCGCCUCGACCCCUACCAGACCUGGACCAUCUACCCGCCGGCUGGCACUUCCAUGGCUCGUAUCUGGGGUCGCACCAACUGCAAUUUCGAUGCCAGUGGCAGAGGAUGGUGCCAGACAGGCGACUGCGGUGGGGUCCUCAACUGCAACGGUUGGGGGGUACCGCCAAACACGCUGGCCGAGUAUGCGCUCAACCAGUUCUCCAACCUGGACUUCUACGACAUAUCGCUGGUGGAUGGGUUCAACAUCCCGAUGAUCUUCACUCCCACCAACAACGUCGGUUCCGGCAACUGUCAGAGUCUAACCUGCGCGGCGGAUAUCAACACCCAAUGCCCCAACGAGCUGCGAGCCCCGGGUGGCUGCAACAAUCCUUGCACCGUGUUUAAGACCAAUGAGUUUUGUUGCACUCAAGGCUAUGGGACUUGUGGGCCAACAUAUUUCUCUAGGUUCUUUAAGGAUAGGUGUCCUACCUCUUACAGUUACCCUCAGGAUGAUCCCAGCAGCACUUUCACCUGCCCUAGUGGUACCAACUAUAGGGUUGUGUUUUGUCCCUACGGAGCUACUCAUCCUACCAUCAACAACAACCACAACAGUACUAAUGUCAAUUUGGAGAUGGUUACCGAGAAGAUCAACUCCGAGUAGUCGAUCGAUCGGUAUGAUUAAGGCAACAUGCUCUUAUGUUGGUUAUGUGGUGAUCGGUAUCAGUUCUAGGAAAGGAGACAAUUGGUCGGUGUUCUUGCUUUUUCUUUGGUGUUUUCGUGUUGAAAUGAGAAUAAAAGUAAAGAAGUCUU